AUGCAAAAUCACCAGAAUCAAAUGAAUGUUGAUCAUCAAUUUUAUUUUAUAUCAGGACAAGAUCAAUCAAACAAUUUAGAGACGCAAAUAAAAAAAGAGGAUAUAGAUAUUUCAGAUCAAGCAUCAUAUCACCAACCUGGUUUGGAUAAAAAUAAUAAUAAUAAUAAUAAUAAUAAUAGUAAUAGUAAUAGUAAUAGUAAUAGUAAUAGUAAUAGUAAUAGUAAUAGUAAUAAUAAUAACAAUAAUAACAAUAAUAAUAAUAAUAAUAAUAGUAAUAAUAACAACAAUAAUAAUAGUAAUAAUAAUAGUAAUAAUAAUAAUAUUAAUAAUAGUAAUAAUAAUAAUAGUAAUAACAAUAAUCACCCAAUAAAUCAUAUGCAACAACACCAUAUUCAUCAACAUUUACAAAAUUAUCAUUUCCAAUCAAAUAAUAAUAGUAAUAAUAACAAUAAUAAUAAUAAUAAUAAUAAUAAUAAUAAUAAUAAUAGUAAUAAUAAUAAUAGCAAUAAUUAUAAUAACCACAAUAAUAACCAAGGGAAUGGUAAUCAACAAGAACCAACAUCAUCGCCACAAAUAAGUCACCAUAAUAACAAUAAUUUUAAUAAAAACGAUAAUUCAAUAACAAAUUUAACAAAUUCAGAUUCGAUUGAGGAGUCGACAUCAUCAUCAUCAAGUAAUUUAAUGGCAGGAAGUGGAAGUAGUGCAUCAAACCAAUCACCACGGGUUACAUCAUCAACCACUCCGCCUAAUAAUAAUAAUAAUAAUAAUAAUCAAUCAGCACCAAAUAAUAUAACAUAUGAAACACCAGAAAUAUUAUUAAAACCAGGAGAAAGACCACCAUUUAUUGGAUCAUUAGCAGAUAUUAUUAUUUCCAAUAUUUUGGGUAAAGCACAUAAAGAUGAACCAAAUUCACAAAAUUUUACAAACAUAUGUAGUGUAUGUAGUAAAUGGAGAAAGAUAUCAGUUGGAAGAUUAGUUAAUUAUACCUAUCAAUUACCACCAGAUCGUAGUAUUACCAAUUUAUUUCGUAAUCUUUCAAAUAAUGUAUAUCCAAAUUUAAUAAACCUUCAACUAAAGGUAUCAACACCUACCCUUUUCGAUGUAUCAAGUUUUGUUAGGAUGUUAUUAACCAAAAAUACCACAAUCACGACAUUGGAACUCUCACAAAAUGGUAUUGGAAAUAAAGCAGCACAUUGUAUUGGUGAAUGUUUGUUGGCAAAUAAAACCAUCACUCAUUUGAAUUUGAGUUUUAAUUCCAUUGGUAAUGAGGGUGCCGAAGAGAUCUCCAAAGCGAUAUUGGUAAAUACCACCCUAAUCAAUUUGGAUCUUUCACAAAAUUGUAUUGGUCUCAAAGGCUCAAAAGCAUUGGGUCAAGCACUUCAAUCCACUACGAUCCUACAAACCAUUAAUCUCUCUAAAAAUAGAUUCGGCGCCAAAGGUAUCGAUUUCAUCGUGGAAUCCAUUGGUAAGAAUAGUUCACUAACAGAGGUUGACUUUUCAAAGAAUGAUCUCAAUGAAAAGAGUUCGAAAUACGUUGGUGAAGCCAUUAGAAAACAUCCUUGUCUUGCUUCUGUAAAUUUAUGUGAUACUAAACUAUCACCCGAAAGUAUGAAAUAUAUCUCCGAAGGUAUUCAAGCCAGUCAAACGAUUGCCUAUCUCGAUAUGUCAAGAAACGAAUUCAAUUACAAAGGUUUAAAACCAUUGGCUGCCGCUUUAUCCAUGUGUCAAUCUAUAACCUAUCUCGAUUUGACCGGUGAUUCAAUCGGUGAUAAAGGUGCCGUUCAAUUGGGGGAUGCUCUAGCUCAAAAUCAUUCAAUCAUUAAUUUAUCAUUGGCUUUCAAUAAUAUUGGUGCAAGCGGUGCCACUUCACUUGGUAAUGCUUUGAAAACAAAUAGAUCUUUAGAGAUACUAGAUCUCUCAAUCAAUCCUGAAAUUGGUCACCUUGGUGCAAUUCAUAUAGCUGAGGGUUUAGCAAUGAAUAAGAAAAUCUCAAAACUUUCAAUGUGUACCAAUGGAUUGGGUCCAAUUGGUGCAAAACGUUUGGGUGAAGCAUUACGUCAAAAUUCAACAAUCACCGAUCUUCAAUUACGUGGAAAUGAAAUUGGUGAUGAAGGUUGUAGAGCUCUAAGUGAUUCAUUAAAACAAAAUCAAUCAAUCACUGAAUUAAACCUUUCUGGUAAUGGUAUCACAAAUGAUGGUGCUAAAGCCUUAUGUGAAGCUCUAUGGUACAAUCAAUCAUUGGCUUCAAUACAAUUAAACCAUAACAAUAUCAAUACUCAAGGUGUACAGUUCAUGAAAGAGUUAUUGCUUCGUAGUUAUUUGGUUAAUUUAGAUUCUUAUUUUUACCCUCCAACCUCAACAACUAUUGUAUCAGUCUUAUAUGUAACUAGAGGUCGUAAUCGUGGUUCUAAUAAUAGAAAUAAUAAUCUUAAUACAAAUCUUCGUAUUAUUGUAUAA
This is a messenger RNA of Dictyostelium discoideum AX4, 2457 nucleotides long. RefSeq lists its product as hypothetical. Bases 1 to 2457 code for a protein of 818 amino acids. The transcript has 2 exons. The record is from RefSeq and is a predicted model, not a curated record. Lineage: Eukaryota; Evosea; Eumycetozoa; Dictyosteliales; Dictyosteliaceae.